This is a messenger RNA of Ipomoea nil (Japanese morning glory), 2829 nucleotides long. Its product is annotated as cell division cycle protein 48 homolog. Gene Ontology annotation, cellular component: VCP-NPL4-UFD1 AAA ATPase complex; nucleus; cytosol. The transcript has 9 exons. The record is from RefSeq and is a predicted model, not a curated record. Lineage: Eukaryota; Viridiplantae; Streptophyta; Magnoliopsida; Solanales; Convolvulaceae. Gene Ontology annotation, molecular function: ATP hydrolysis activity; polyubiquitin modification-dependent protein binding; ATP binding. Bases 107 to 2527 code for a protein of 806 amino acids. Gene Ontology annotation, biological process: mitotic spindle disassembly; autophagosome maturation; retrograde protein transport, ER to cytosol.
CUAUAUCACUGUCUCAAGCCUCCAACUCUUCCUUAUUCUCGCACCCGUUAUUUUCAUCUCCGGCGAUCAGGCGAAUUGUCUCUUGUUACAGUAUUCUAGAUCCAAGAUGAGUCACCAGGCCGAGUCAUCGGACUCAAAAAGCACUAAGAAAGACUUCUCUACCGCGAUCUUGGAGCGGAAGAAGGCGCCUAAUCGCCUCGUCGUUGACGAGGCGGUCAACGAUGAUAACUCGGUCGUUGCCCUCAACCCCGCCACCAUGGAGAAGCUCCAGCUCUUUCGCGGUGACACAGUUCUGAUCAAGGGAAAGAAAAGGAAAGAUACAGUGGUCAUUGCCCUUGCUGAUGACACAUGUGAAGAACCUAAGAUCAGGAUGAACAAAGUUGUCAGGGCAAAUUUGAGGGUUCGGCUUGGUGAUGUUGUUUCUGUCCACCAGUGUCCAGAUGUUAAGUAUGGGAAACGUGUGCACAUACUUCCUAUAGACGAUACCAUUGAAGGAGUCACCGGGGACCUCUUUGAAUCCUACUUGAAGCCUUACUUUUUGGAGGCAUAUCGCCCUCUGAGGAAAGGAGACCAUUUCCUUGUUAGGGGAGGGAUGAGAAGUGUGGAAUUCAAGAUCAUUGAGACUGAUCCUGGGGAGUAUUGUGUUGUUGCUCCUGACACUGAAAUAUUCUGUGAGGGAGAGCCAGUGAGGAGGGAAGAUGAGGAUAGACUUGAUGAAGUGGGCUAUGAUGAUGUUGGUGGUGUUAGAAAACAAAUGGCUCAGAUUCGUGAAUUGGUGGAGCUGCCAUUGAGGCAUCCUCAACUUUUCAAAUCCAUUGGUGUGAAACCACCCAAAGGAAUUUUACUCUAUGGCCCGCCUGGUUCUGGGAAGACGCUGAUAGCAAGAGCUGUUGCUAAUGAAACUGGUGCAUUUUUCUUCUGUAUCAAUGGACCAGAGAUUAUGUCCAAGUUAGCUGGAGAGAGUGAAAGCAACCUUAGGAAGGCUUUUGAAGAGGCUGAAAAGAAUGCCCCUUCUAUCAUAUUUAUUGAUGAAAUUGAUUCAAUUGCUCCCAAGCGGGAGAAGACGCAUGGUGAAGUUGAGAGAAGAAUUGUCUCACAACUGUUGACUCUGAUGGAUGGAUUGAAAUCCCGUGCUCAUGUUAUAGUUAUGGGAGCCACAAACCGACCUAACAGUAUUGAUCCUGCUCUAAGAAGAUUUGGUAGGUUCGACAGGGAAAUAGACAUUGGUGUUCCAGAUGAAGUUGGACGCCUUGAAGUUCUUCGCAUUCAUACCAAGAAUAUGAAACUUUCUGAGGAGGUUGAUCUUGAGAGAAUUGCUAAAGACACUCAUGGUUAUGUUGGUGCUGACCUUGCAGCUCUCUGUACUGAAGCUGCACUUCAAUGCAUUAGAGAAAAGAUGGAUGUCAUUGAUUUGGAGGAUGAAACAAUUGAUGCAGAGGUUUUGAAUUCCAUGGCUGUUUCAAAUGAACACUUCCAAACUGCUUUGGGAACAAGCAAUCCUUCUGCUUUACGUGAGACUGUUGUUGAAGUGCCCAACGUUAGCUGGGAAGACAUUGGGGGCCUUGAAAAUGUCAAACGAGAACUUCAAGAGACGGUUCAAUAUCCUGUGGAGCACCCAGAGAAGUUUGAAAAAUUUGGCAUGUCACCUUCAAAAGGUGUUCUUUUCUAUGGUCCCCCAGGAUGUGGGAAAACUCUUCUGGCUAAGGCAAUUGCAAAUGAGUGUCAAGCGAAUUUCAUUAGUGUUAAAGGGCCUGAAUUGCUCACAAUGUGGUUUGGAGAGAGUGAGGCCAAUGUUCGUGAAAUUUUUGACAAGGCUAGAGGAUCAGCGCCAUGUGUUCUCUUCUUUGAUGAGCUUGACUCGAUUGCCACUCAGAGGGGAAGCAGCGUCGGGGAUGCUGGUGGUGCAGCUGAUCGGGUUCUUAACCAACUUCUAACUGAAAUGGAUGGCAUGACUGCAAAAAAGACUGUUUUCAUAAUUGGGGCUACAAACAGACCUGACAUAAUUGACCCUGCACUCCUUCGUCCUGGCAGACUUGAUCAAUUAAUUUAUAUCCCUCUCCCUGAUGAGGAUUCACGCCACCAGAUUUUCAAGGCUUGCCUUAGAAAAUCUCCUCUUUCAAAAGAUAUUGAUCUGCGAGCUCUUGCAAAAUACACUCAUGGAUUUAGUGGAGCUGAUAUUACAGAAAUCUGCCAGCGAGCCUGCAAAUAUGCCAUUAGGGAGAACAUUGAGAAAGAUAUAGAGAGGGAGAAGAGGAGAAGUGAGAAUCCUGAUUCCAUGGAUGAGGAUGUUGAGGAUGAAAUAUCGGAGAUUAAGCCUGCACAUUUUGAGGAGUCCAUGAAGUAUGCUCGUCGCAGCGUUAGUGAUGCUGAUAUACGCAAGUACCAGGCAUUUGCUCAGACGUUGCAGCAGUCUCGAGGCUUUGGAACCGAGUUCCGCUUUGCUGAGUCAGGAUCCGGCGGUGCUUCCGGAGCUGACCCGUUUGCGACAUCCACUGCUGGAGCCGAUGAAGAUGACUUGUAUAGUUAAGACAUGUUAGAAUGUCCUCCUACCCUUGUUAUUUUUUUGCAAUGACACUUCUGCUUCAUUCAUUGCUCCCAUGACUACUGAUUAACUGUUCUUUAUUGGGCUUCGGAUAUUGACACUUCGACAGGGUUGUGUCUGGUCAACUUCGUUUCUACUGUUCUCAAUAUUUUCAGUUUAAGACCUGAUAAUACCUUUUGUCCUAAUUAGAUGCAUUCCAUAUGGGCACUAAUAUUGUUCUUGAUCUCCUGUAGAACUGUCAUCAUAUUGAAUGUAUAUUAAUAUACUUGCCCAGAAGGCUAUGAGAC